Messenger RNA from Hemiscyllium ocellatum (epaulette shark), 4183 nucleotides. RefSeq names its product family with sequence similarity 53 member B (gene fam53b). Gene Ontology annotation, biological process: protein import into nucleus; positive regulation of canonical Wnt signaling pathway. The transcript is spliced from 7 exons. Lineage: Eukaryota; Metazoa; Chordata; Chondrichthyes; Orectolobiformes; Hemiscylliidae. The coding region runs from base 749 to 2035 and encodes 428 amino acids. The record is from RefSeq and is a predicted model, not a curated record. Gene Ontology annotation, cellular component: nucleus.
UCUUGAUUCAAAGCCUGGGGGCUCGGGCGUGGAAGAGGGGCAGUUUCAAUCUGAAAACGAAUCAUUUUUAUAAAGCUGGCGUUUCACGUUGUUUGGAACGUUCCUACUUUGCACGGCUGGCCGUCCAACAACAACUAUUUCUUCCUUUAAGGAAAGACACAGAUUCCCUACUACAGACCGUCCAGGAAGUGACAAGCCGACUUCCCUUUGCAAUUUCAGCUGAUCAGUAGUUGUGAGUGGACGGCUCCACAUCAGGAAGAGAGGGGUUUUUUUCAGAGGGAAGUGGAACAGUGCGGGAGAGGUCGGAGCGGAGGAAGGCUGCCGGCUGUCUGGACGGGAGAGUGCAAAGAAGUUCGGCAAGAUGCAGAAGUAAAACUCCACUCAGCAGAGAGCACAGCAGAAAUGAUAUGGAAUUUUUGGAGAUUUCCUUGGACUGAGUCUGCCUCAACAAGCUGUCUCAAUACCAUUCACUAAAAAAGUCAAGUUGAGAUUCUUCAGUUCUGGCAUCCGUUGUCUAUCACGUAUCCAAAUAGUGUGGCUUUGCAGUGAAGAAUCCUAGUACUAAAUGACUGAAAAAUGAAAUCUUAUUCUAGCAAGGCACAGAAUCCCAGUAGAGUAAUGAAGAGCACAACAGUAACAUUCUUGCAAUUAGCUCUCAUGCGGACCUGAAAUGGAAGAUGCAGCCUAAAAUGAUACUGACAGACGAUUGUCCUCAAUGUAGUGAAUCCAGAGAGGUGGCUAUGUUACCAUGGUGACUCUUUUAACCAAAGGUCUGGAAAACAAGGGAUUGGCUUAUGGUACAUGCAACACCUUCAACUCUGAACUGCACCAUCCAAAGAAGAUGAGUAAAGGGCCUACUCUCCUCUCAUGUGGAAUCAUGGAGGGGGAUCGAUGGAGAGACAUCAGUAGGAAGUCUCAAAUUGACCUCGAGCACACCACCAAUGAACUAGAUUCACCUUGGGCCUGUUUGACCGGGUCGGAGGACUGCCAGGAGAACACCGUUUGGCCAAACGAUUCAAAUCCAGCGUCUGCUGUGACCAGUUUAAUUAAAGACCUCAGCCUCAAUGAUCGAAAUGGCCAUCCGUCAGCACCUCCCAGCAAACGGCAAUGUCGGUCACUGUCGUUUUCUGAUGAACUAACGAGCUGUCGGUCCCCAUGGAAACCCAGUGGGUCAAAAGUCUGGACUCCAGUUGAUAAAAGACGCUGUCACAGUGGGAGCAGUGUUCAACAUUGUUCAAAUGGAGUAUCUACAAUGCAGAGGAGUUCAAGUUUUAGUCUGCCUUCGAGAUGCAAUGUCUUUUCAUUCUCGUGUGAACCCUUGGCGAGCAGUAACAGUUCUGUGUGCCCCCGGGGACAGGGCUUUUGGACCGCACCCACCUUUGGAAGGUUUCAAGAUGAUCUGCGUCCUGACUCCAGUUCAGGAGUUGUGUCCGGGGUCGAUCUACUGCGACCUCUUUCUCUCUCUCACGAGCAGAUCUCUGGGCUGGAGUUUGGUGCACCGUCCCUAAAGAGUGCGUCUGCUGCAACUCCCGAGCCUGUGCAGCAGACCAGCCGGCUCCUCCGCUCCAGGUCACAGCCGUGUGUCCACAAUGACCAGAAAGUUGGAAUGAAACGCCGCAGACCAGACGAAGAUCAAAGACCAUCGCUUGACCUUGCCAAGAUGACUCAGAAUCUCAGGAAUUUUCACAGCCCCAGCUCUGUGGGUACCACUGGGAAUGAUUGCUGUCAACGGCAACAGACCAUCUCACCGAGCUCAACUGCAGCAAAGACAUGGACACCACACGUCUAUGUUUCAACUCCUAUGCCAGGCACAACCCCUGCCUGUAGUCCAGAACCACAGCAUCAUGGAGACUCAGAAAAACCCUCUACUAGCAAAGGGGAAGCUGGCAGGGAGAACACUGAGGUGUUUGGGGUUGUGAAGCAAAACUGGCCAAGUGAGAAGAAUGAUAAAGACUCCUGGAGGAGGGAAGACGCUGGACAAGAUGUAUUUCAGCUGGAUGGUGAACUUGACAUUGAGCAAAUAGAAAACAACUAGCCUAUCAGGUUCUAGGAUGCAUGAGCAGAUGAGAUCUAUAAAAUUGUGCACAGUUUGCUGCAUUUUUUUGUGUUUUUUAAAUAGUGUUCCAAGGGCAUGUUAAGUCAAACAACUUCACAUCUCCAUAUGUCUGUACCUGAAUAUUCAAUUUGCCAAAAGACAGUCAGACAGUCCUGCCUCUGUGGGAGCAAACCCAAACAGGACUGGAGGUAGUUUGUUUUUAACUACUCAUUAUACACAGAUAUAAUUGUCCGAGACAUUGAGUUUGAAGGCACGCUCAAGAAAACGUGGCCCCUCCCUGUGUUUUUAUCGAAGCUUACUGGUAGUAGUUUUAUAUCAAAACUGCUUCAAAUGUAGUGUGAAUGAUCUUUGCCAUUCUGAUUUAGUAAUUGACACUUUACCCAACAUUCCCCCAGCCCCCCUACCCCAUCCUAACAGAUGCCAACUUUCCCAAUCCGAAACUGUGAUCUCAAUGGACUGAAGCCACAAAAGCAAUCUGUCACAUGCUGCACGUUUGCAGACUGUUUUGUUUGUGUUUUAUUUUGUUUCCUUGUACUUACCAUCUUAUUUUUAAAACUGCCCUAAUGUUUAGCUUGCUUUUUUCUUGCAACUAAACUUUGGUAAUGUCUUGCUGUGGUGAGCAAAGCAGAGCCAUUUUAGUUUUGACUGCUGUCUUAUGUUUCCCAGCAUGUUUGUACUGCAAUACUGAGAUAUUUUCCUCUGCAAUGAGUGAAAAUAAAAUCAGGAGCAAAAUAUAUUUCUGUGUUUGCAGUGGGACUCAGUCGCUAACUCCUCCAGACAAUGCACACUGGUGCAAUGAGGCAAUUGACUGCCCACCUUGCUGUAAAAUUCUGAUGUGUCUAUACCCACUGGUAUCUACAGAAUGCCAAUUGCUGAGCUCUUAACCAAUGGAUGUUAGCAAUCUGACAUGAAAGAAGGGCAGGGCAGGCAGUGAGAGAUGGAAAAAUCACUUAAUAUAUAAUCAGUGGAUUUCAAAGUUAUAAGAAUUCUAUCUUUUGAACCACAAAUGGAUGGAAGUUCGUUAACUUCAGUGAAAACAUGCAGAAACUUAUGGACAGGUCUAAAAUCCAGCUGUAAAGGAAACUAUCCAGGAUUCCUAUCAGAAUCGGUAGAAUUGGCGUCUCUGGCUUGGACAACACAAAAUUCCCAAUUAUCAGUUUUGUGUGUGUGUCUACUGUAGACUCAGGGUGUCCAUAAAUGGACUUAUGAACAUUUUUUAAAGAACCCACAACUUUUAUUAAUUUAUAUUAAACUUGUACAAUACAGGACAAAUGUUUUCUACUGCAAGGAUUAUUUUCUCAUACUGCAUGUAACAAAUUAUCUACAACCUCAUUCUUUGCAAUAAAUUUUUAACAGGAAUUAGUUACACAGGAAGUUUAACAGUUAAUGUCAGUGCUGCUGGUUUCAGAUAGAACUUCAGAAGGCUAUUAUUGUAAGUGAGCUGGGAACGAGAUGGUGUACAGUGAGGUUACACUUCUAAAGUGUGACUGUCUUUGUUUGUUUAUUACAAUUUCUGGAAUGUCAGGAAUUCCAAGAAGAAAUGCAAGGAUGUCUAUGAAAGUAUUGACUAUUUUAAAUUUUUUUUUCAAAUGUAGACCAAGCAAUAUUUCUGUUGAGACAGUACUACCUGCAUGUGCGAGAGAAACUGGUGGUAGCAAAAUGUGUUGUUUAAUGUGAAAGGCCUUUCGGCUCAUGGAAUGCUAUCUAGUAUGUGAUGACUCCAAAUUGAGCCAUGAAAGCCAGUGAUUAAUUGUAGUUUUUCCAACCAUUAUUUGCAGCGAUAAUGCAGCACUACAUAACCUGUUUGCCUUACUGUACUUUGAAAGCUUACACAGUAAAUGCUGCAGUUAUAUAUGGCUAAUCUGGACAUUUCAACUUGAUACUUAAGGGAAAUUAUGCUAGCAAAUCUCGAUGCAUACUUUGUAUGAAAAGACUGCUCAUAUACAGUGAAUGCAUGGGCUACUGUUGCUGAAAUAAAUUGGAGAACACUGCUGUAUUUCAGAACAUUUGUAUGCAAUUCUUAACUAGAAGCAAGAAAGUCUUUGAAGAUUUGAGGCAAAUUCUAAAUCAGUAAAUCUGAUUUCUAUGAUGAGACUGUCUUCAGCAAAACUGUAUCACUUCCUGUUG